AUGAACGGCACUCCCCUCCUUCCGUCUGCCUUUCCACAGACACCCAAGACUAUCCCUGGGAGAAGAAAGCUUUUUGAGACGCCCCGAUCCCAAUCUCGCGAUGUACGAGAAAGAAAAUCAUCCUCUAAAUCCCCGACGAAAGCAUCAAAGGCACCAAGGGCGCCACCAGCUCCACAGGCACCCCAGAAUACCAACACGCCCCUCAUCCCAGUCAACUUGAUUGAUGCGCCCUCGCAGCGUCUUUAUGUUGUGGCCUUUUAUCUGGCCCUCAAUGCGUGGCGCAUAUAUGAAUCCUGGACCGCUUCCGAUGAGCUAGACUCGACUUGGUUAUUUUUAAAAUGGGUGUCGGUGGAUGGAAUUUUCUUGUUCGGCCUGCAGGCUUUGAGCAUACCAUGGCUGGAGUGGGCAUUCCCGACUACACUAGCUCUGUUUUUAUUGCAUGUGGUUGGCAACGUCUUUCUCAUGUUUCAAAUACCAAUCCCUCUAGGUGCUUGGCUUGCGGGACUGGUCAAAGUUGCUUAUGAUCGUGAGCUGUCAAUCUCCGAGCGCAAAGUCAAGCCGGGCGACAUCAUCCACAACGCUUCAUUGAUCUUGGGAAAGCAAAUUGUGCACAUUCUUCCAGAAGGUUCUGCCGUUCUCAAUCCAGAUCGAGAGCCGUUAUGUCUUGACUCACAGCGAAACACCGUGACCCUUCCCAUCCGCGUGAAUCAGACGGAUCCCAUUCUCAUCGAAGUGUUGCGCCUCGACCUGAACACGGGCGAAAAUGAAACUUUGACUAUUCCUUUCAAACAACUGAAGCAACUUAGGAAACAGGCGGACAAGAGACAUGCAACCCAGGAUCCUGUCCCUUAUCGGGAUCUUCAUUUGCCCGUCAAAAAGACGGGUAUCUAUCGUCUUCAACGGGUGGUGGAUGAAACUCAGCUCGACGUGCGCACGCGCACAUCUGAUGCCUUGGUGGUGGCCUGCCCACGAGCGCUGAUCAAGAAUUCGCAUACAAACAAAUGUAAAGGUGAACUGUCUAACUUGAUUCUUGAGGUUGAGGGCACACCUCCCCUGAAGAUCAAGUAUAGCAGGCAGGUAAACCACCAUGACCGUGGCUUUUCUUUCCAACACAUACAACCGGAUAACCUACGUUCGCCUCUUCUGAGCCAGAAGCAAGUUGGUGCUCUCUUCAGUAUCAAUCAACCCGAUAUCUCAUGGGCACAGAGCCAGAAAAUUGAUCUCCCGUUGAAUGAAUCCCUAAACGUCGGCGGAGAAUGGCUUUAUGCUAUUGAAGAAGUGCAUGAUGCUUGCGGCAAUGUUGCCAACUACUCAACCAUUUUCGAGGAUAACGAGCGGCCGUCUACCAAGUCGUUAUCCCAAUGGCACCAGUUUUCGGUCCAUGAAAGCCCACGCAUUUCCUUGUCAGGAUGCAAUGAUCAACGUCCGCUGGAGGUUGCCCGCGGGAAUAGUGUUGACCUCCCCAUCAAAUUCCAGACUGACGGAGCUAGGUACACCGGCGACGGGCCCUUCUCCGUGGUCUAUACAUACAACGAUGGCUCGGAUACGCAGAAGAGCGCGGAUUCCAAAGAAACCACGCUCGUCUUGAGGUCUGUGGAUCAGAAGUCGCCCAUCAAAGAACCGGGCUGGUACUCUUUGACAUCUGUUUCGAGUCAAUUUUGCCCCGGCGAUAUCCUGGAACCUUCAUCAUGUUACUUGCACAACCCCCCUGAGCCUGAAAUCUCUGUUAAGGCUGAAAAAAUAUUUGAUCGGUGUGCCAACAACGCAGUCGGCUUGCUUGUUGAUCUUGACCUGACGGGGUCUCCACCAUUCCGUCUGCGGUAUAGUAUUGAGAACUCCAAGGGAGCCAUCACUAAAACGCAUAAGAUUGAUGGACCACGAACACAGUUAGACUUCACGCCUUCGGAAGCUGGCUUCUACCGUUAUCGCUUCCUCGAUAUUGAAGACUCCGUGUACUCACCGCGAUCUCUGAAAGAUAAAGUGGCUCCAUUGGAACAGGAUGUCAAGCCACCAGCUUCCGCUCACUUCAUUGGACCAAAAGAGGUACGCAAGGCCUGUUUUGGAGAGUCUAUCUCUGUAGACCUGGCUUUCCUGGGAGAAGCUCCAUGGACCCUGCAAUACGAACUCCUUCACAAUGGCAAGAGAACAAAGCAUGUGCUUCAGUCAGACUCGGAAUUGGCAACCAUCACUACGGACAAGUUGACAAGCGGAGGCGAGUACACCCUCGCACUUACCAGUGUCAAAGACAAGUCGAAUUGUAAGCGGACACUCAAAGAAAUGAUGAAGAUCGAUGCGCGGUCAAAGCCACCUCACGCUUCCUUUGGUCAGAUCGACAAGAAGAGGAGUUUAUCUGCCAUGCAAGGCUCGAAGAUUGAAGUCCCGUUGAGGUUGAGUGGUGAGCGGCCAUGGACAGUGAAAUACAAGAACAUAGAUGCCCACGAGGAACCUCUCCAGAAAACCUUCUGGAACGAGAACAGUGUUUUGCUCGUGGAUCAAGAGGGCCUCUAUGAGCUUCUUGAAGUGUAUGAUGUUUCUUGCCCAGGAUCUGUGGACCCAGUUGCCAAAGAAUUCGAGGUUUCGUGGAUCCCCCGACCCCAAGUCACUGCUGUGGACGGCGCACCUGUUCCUUCGUCAGGAAAUUAUGUCAAACCGGAAGUCUGCCAAGGCGACGACGACAGCCUUGAACUUCGUCUAUCCGGCAAUCCUCCUUUCGCUCUUCAGUACGAGCAACGACGCAAGACAGAUCGUGGCACGUCUUCUGUUCGCACCAAAAAUUUGCGAACUGCACUUGAUGUGCUCUCGACUGAGAUGGACACCUCUGAGCCUGGGCAGUACACUUAUAGAUUCACCGAUGUUGGUGACAAUCUCUACGACCAUGACCUGAAGAGCAGUGCUUUGAUUGUGACGCAAAAGGUCAACUCGCUUCCCACCGCACGCUUUGAUUCUCCUGGUCAUAUCUACGGAUUUUGCAAAGAGGAUGCCAGUGGUGAAGAGACAAUUCCAAUCACUUUGGAAGGUGUCCCCCCCUUCUCGUUAGAGAUUACCAUCAAGCAUCACUCGAAUGCCAAACCAGAGAUCGUUUCCAUCCCAAAGAUUAAUUCGAAGCAUCACAAUCUACCAAUUCCUCGUCGCCAUUUAGACCUCGGUCAACACGUGGUGAGCAUCCAUAAGGUGCGUGACUCCCGUGGCUGCCAGAGAGCCACCGAAUACGAUUCUUCCUCCGUCCGUGUAUCUGUCUCCGAUGUUCCCACCAUCAUUCCUCUUGAAUCCAAGAUCGACUAUUGCGUGGGUGAACGGUUGUCAUUUUCUCUUUCGGGGCAUGCUCCGUUCGAAGUUUUCUAUACUUUCGACGGAGCUCAGCGAAAGGCCACAUCACAGAACACGAACUUCCGUCGUAUCGCUGAACGUCCAGGUGAAUUCACCAUCACUGCUGUCGGGGACGGAGCCAGUGGGAAGUGCAAGGCCCACAAGGAUAUCACCAAGGUCAUCCAUGAGAUGCCCAGUGUUCGGAUUAGCAAUGGCCAGGUUUCCGUGGUCGAUAUCCACGAAGGUGGGGAAGCUGAACUUCACUUCGAUUUUUGGGGCACGCCGCCGUUUGAGUUCACAUACAUUCGAAGCUCCAAUGCUCGCAAGGGCAAGAAGUCUGAGGUACUCGACAUCAAGCACGACAUCUCCUAUGAGCAUCGGAAGACCGUCAGGACCUCUGAUGAAGGCACGUAUGAGGUUGUGGCGAUCAAGGAUAAGUUCUGUUCCUUCUCAUCGCAGGUGCCAACCGGCAAGUCGGGUCGGGGUUCUUCAUGA
Messenger RNA from Penicillium verhagenii, 3801 nucleotides. RefSeq lists its product as uncharacterized. The transcript is spliced from 4 exons. Gene Ontology annotation, molecular function: structural constituent of nuclear pore. Gene Ontology annotation, biological process: nuclear pore organization; protein import into nucleus. The record is from RefSeq and is a predicted model, not a curated record. Gene Ontology annotation, cellular component: nuclear pore transmembrane ring. NCBI's taxonomy places the organism in Eukaryota, Fungi, Ascomycota, Eurotiomycetes, Eurotiales, Aspergillaceae. Bases 1 to 3801 code for a protein of 1266 amino acids.